This is a messenger RNA of Saitoella complicata NRRL Y-17804, 2248 nucleotides long. RefSeq lists its product as uncharacterized. The annotation marks the transcript as partial. Gene Ontology annotation, molecular function: protein binding. The transcript has a single exon. Lineage: Eukaryota; Fungi; Ascomycota; Saitoellomycetes; Saitoellales; Saitoellaceae. The record is from RefSeq and is a predicted model, not a curated record.
CAUGCGACCUACCACUCUGCGACUGCUCCGGUUACCAAGGCCUCCAGGCUCUGUAGCCUCCUCCGUCUUACCAAGGCGGAGUUAUGCGAGGUGGAAAACUGAAGCUGACCCGGACUGGAAAGCUGAUCCCACAAAUGCACGCAAACGAUCUACGUUGUCCAAGGCCGACUAUCCACCAGAAGUGGCUGCUUGGAUUUAUGACAAGAAGGAAUCAACGUCCGCCCUCCCUGGUGCAUCAGAAAACUCUGGGCCAAAACAUAAGGAACUCCAGGCCCUGGAAAAGGCAUGUCAAGAAGGAUCUUGGGCAAAGGCUGUGGAGUUACAGCGGGAGCUCGCAAAGGACCCAUCGCUGGAUAGUCCUGACCUAUCGCGCCUUUCCUUGCAGAUACUUCAGGGUUUGUUGGCCCAGGGUGCAGAAAACCAGGACGACGUUGUAACCGCGGACGAGUUUUUCGACAGGCUGAGAGAGCAGGAGAGAGCAGAGAGUACACAUUGGGCAGCCAUGAUAUACGCCGCCAUAAAUGGCUCGACACCAAAUCCGAAGAAAGCUUUAAAGUUAUGGGAGUUAUGGUCGGCGGCGAAUAGGAAGUCCCUGUGGAUAAGAGAAAACAAUUCGCAUCGGGUAGUAGAGGCAGCAUAUACAGCUCAUGUUGCCGCCGAGCUCAUGGUUUCAGUGCAAGACAACUAUCUUUUGGCUGAGCACGGAGAUGAGGCUACUGAGACCGAUACAGUUUUGCGAGCCAGGGACCUCUUGUCUGACCAGGAGCUGAAAAAGGAAUUCGACCCAUUACCGAUUCCAAAUCCGGAAGUGAUGGAAAAAGUGCUCAAUGAACAACGAUUAUCACCAUCAUUCAUUCGACACGUCGUUACCCAUGCACAGAGGCUUAAGCGUGGUGACAAACGAAUCAACUCGCCGCAGUUUCACGGCCUCGUGAGGAUUUAUUGUAGCGCAAGGAAGCGCAAGCGGGUACUCUACGAGUACGAAUCGGCAAAGGCUCAAACAGAACCCAUGUCCGAACGCACUUAUGCGGUAUUCAUUUCCGGGUUCUUCCUCUGCCACGAAUGGCAGCUGGGAAUGAAGGUUUGGCAAGAUAUGAUCAAGAGCGGGGUGCGACCAACAGUACUAUCAUGGAAUGCACUCAUCGUUGGCGCGGGGUAUCUGGGAAACCUGGUGGCUCUCCGCGAGACUUGGGCAAAGAUGCAACGGUCAGGUUUCGUGCCGGAUGUGGUUCUCUGGUCUUCAUACAUCAAGGCAUUCUUCGUAUGUAAAGAUACCCAAGGUGCUUUGGACGCCAUCAGUGGCAUGGAGGAAGCUGGUGUGCAAUGGAACAGCGUCACACGGACCAUCAUCGUUGACGGCCUUGUGCGCCACAACCUCCCCAAGGAAGCGCGACACGUCCUCGAGGUUUCGUUAAAGCAGGGAAUGCCACCAAACGUCCGUGUCUACAACGUGUUUCUUCGCGAUUGUUUGGACUAUGGCAAUUACCCACAUGCGUCAUUUGCCACUCGUAUGCAAAACGCCCACAAAAUUCUUGACGAGAUGACAUUGCACAACAUCACUCCGGACGAGGCGACCUAUACAACAUUGAUUGGCGGCAUCGCCAGGUGGGGUCGAAAUCCAAAGGCCCUCGAGGCGAGUAUCGACGCUAUUCUCAGACGUAUGGUUGAAGCUGGCCUAGCACCAAGUGUUGUCACCUAUACCACGGUCAUCAACGGCUUGAUAGAGGGAGCCGACCCCGCUUCCUUUGAAAACUAUCUUGUGGCGGCUGAGCAUAUGUUCCGCUCGAUGCUAGCCACUAAGAAGAUAGCGCCCAAUGUUCAAGUAUUCACCGCCAUGAUCAAGGGGUACAUGUUCGCUGGCCGCACCAAGCAGGCAACGGAGACGUACGCUAUGUUGCAAAAAAUGGAUAUUUCACCAGACUUACCAAUCUUCAACACUUUCAUUCGAGGAUAUUCACGCGUGGAGGACCUCGAUGGAAUGAUAUACUGGCAUGAAAAGAUGCUUGAUUACGGAUACAGGCCGAAUAAGAUCACUUAUUCGUACCUGUUCAACGGAUUGGCCAUGAUUAAGACUGCAGAAGCUAGACGGUGGACGGAGAAGUUCCUUGGGGACAUGAUCAGAGAUGGAUUCCUUGUCGAGAGUCCUAAACUGAGCACCGCCAUUGUGAAGGCGACAGGGCGACCGCCGGACCCCAGACUGCUGCCUUCUAAUGCAUCAAAGAUGGAUGAGGAUGAGGAGUUAGAAUAG